Molecule: messenger RNA, 1766 nt
Organism: Prunus avium (sweet cherry)
Lineage: Eukaryota; Viridiplantae; Streptophyta; Magnoliopsida; Rosales; Rosaceae
Biological process (GO): regulation of DNA-templated transcription
Molecular function (GO): double-stranded DNA binding
Source: RefSeq, a predicted model, not a curated record
AUCUUCCCUGUGUUUGUGGUGCUUUAUUUGUUCCUAGCCUUUUUGGCUUUUGUUUUCUCAGUUUGUCUGCUUCCCAUUAUUGGUGUUUAAAUGAAUUUGGAUUGUUUGCAACCCCCAAAAAGAGGGGGCCUUAGGGUUGAAAAACCCUAACGAGCGGGAUUUGGGCGUCAACUUACAUAACUUUAAAAUGUUACAUCCCAAAGCAAGCAGACCUGAGGGUACAGAGCACAGAGCUUGGAUGACCAGUUCUUUCCUGGAAGUUGUUCAUUCUGCAAUUGAGUCCCCCAAUUCAUAAUCACAGAUGAAGAAAAGGCUAAUGUCACUCUCAUUCUCUCUGAGAAGCUCGGUCCAGCUUCACAGGCCUCCUCUUUACCACUCAAUCUCUCUCUUGUUUUACUCUUCCUCCAAUCCCAAAAGGUCAAACUCAAAAUCAAAGCCCAAAGUAGCAGUAGCUGAAUAUCUAAUCAACCAGCACCAGUUUUCCCCAGAAGCCGCUUUAAAAGCCUCAUCAGCCAUUGCUUUUCUUCAAAGUACUGCAGAAUCGGAUUCGGUGCUUUCAUUUCUCAAGGAAAGCGGUUUCUCCAAAACCCAUCUGGAGGAAGUGGUUAAAAGGGUCCCGAGGAUUCUUCGUGCCAAUCUUGACACGGCCAUCAAACCCAAAAUCAAGAUUUUGCAAGACUCUGGCUUUUCAGACUCCGACAUCGCCGAUCUUAUAUCCUCAGACCCCUGGAUUUUAAGGCGGAGUGCCGAUAAAGGGCUUGGCCCUGCUAUUUUAGUGUUGAAGAACAUUCUGGGUUCUAAUGCAGGUGUGCUUAAGGUUUUAAAGUUAUCUGCUUGGUAUCUCAAAUAUGACUUGGAGAAGACAUUGAUGCCCAAUAUUGAGGUUUUAAAGAGUUUGGGUAUAAGUUCGUCGCAGAUUGUCAAAUACAUUUUUCUUUUUCCGAGAUUCUUUCUGCAUAAGCAGGAGAGCAUUAUGGGUUUUGUUAAAAGGGUUGAUGAAAUGGGUUUUGAUAGGAAGUCCAGGAUGUUCCUAUAUGCUAUUCGGAUCAUGAGUUCGAUGACUUUGGAGACCUGGGAACUGAAGGUGAAGCUCUUCCAGAGUUUGGGGUUUUCGGAAAAUGAUAUCUUGGUGGUGUUUAGGAGGGCUCCCCAGGUGUUUGCUACAUCUGAGAAGAAGAUUAAGGAGGCAAUAGAGAUGCUGCUUAGCUCUGGCAAGGUUGAUAUCUCAUUUCUAGUUAGUCACCCAGAAUUGCUUAUUUGUAGCGUUGAGCACAGGCUGAAACCACGACUACAAGUUAUAGAGAACCUGGAAAAGAGAAAUCUACUGGGGAAAAUACCUAACUUGAGCACAAUCUGCAAGUAUACUGAACCGAAGUUUGCUGAAAAAUUUGUAAUUCCUUAUGCAAAUGAACUUGACCAAUGAAGAGCCAUGCUAAUGCGAUUUGAAUAUUUUUAGCUGGCACUGGCAUUUGAUGAAUGCUUGUAACUUGCAGGAAGAGUUUACAUUUUCCUGGGAAGAGCAUGGAAGGAAAGGAUAUAGAAAGGCCAUGAUUGUUUUUGAGGUAUUUUCUUUUGUGCACUCGUGUUUCCUUCUAUUAAUCUUUGUAAGAAAGUUGUAACAGGGCCCGACUGCUUCUCUAGGAAGCGCAUCUGCUUAGUGUUCUUGUGGCUCCACUUACUAAUUUCUCUAAACUUUGAAUGCCUUAAAAAAAGAGUGACAGUUAGCUUAUUAGCUCCUCGCUAGCCUUGCCCCUUGCCUUCACAUU